Messenger RNA from Dicrocoelium dendriticum, 864 nucleotides. Lineage: Eukaryota; Metazoa; Platyhelminthes; Trematoda; Plagiorchiida; Dicrocoeliidae. The record is from the annotation of a GenBank genome assembly.
AUGCUCAGUUGGCUCUUUCUUCUUCCAUUCGCUGUGUGUCUAGCUAGCUUCUGGACCACAACGGGGCAUGAUGCGACGCUGCUACCGACCAGAGAGGAUGCGCUCAAGAUUGUGACGAACCUCCCCGACUCCAGCGAUGAUUACCGCACCGACGUUGGCUCCCUUCCCCCUACUUACAACCCUGGCACCCCGUAUGCCUUGCGUCGCAGUAAGGGAUUUAACCUUCUUUAUACUCUAGAACCCGAGACUCAGGAUAUCGUUUGCCCUGCACCUGGUGGCCCUCUUAUCUAUCCGCGUUUGGCGCUAGCCUGGCCUUUCCUUUCCGUCUGCGGUCCGUUCAAACACCAUCCCAACGGCUCGUCCUCCACCACUUCGUGCGUAGCUCUGUGGCAAUGGCCACCACCAGGCACGUUGGACAGGCGAACACCAAAGUUGAUCUCCCCUUGUGUGACCAUGUCUCCUGUAGCUGGUGGGCACUGUGUCUGGUCCGCUUUCCGUGGUGGUCCAGCAACGACCGACUCCACUGUAUCCGGCCAACUCCACCUCCUGACGGCGGAUUCAACAGGCUCAUUGGAGGUUUGGGAUUUGGUCAAAGGCUCAAAGAUAUUGCACUUUAACGCCGUGCGCCACUGUGGCGGUGUCCUACGAUGUUGCGCCGUUCCAACUUCGUCCACCUCCGCUUCAAUGGACAAUCAACAGUCAGUCGUGCUUACCGGUGGUUCGAGUGGGGUGAUCGGAUGCUGGGAUUGUCGAGUUGGCACCGAUCCGACACGUCCGCAGAACACUUUCACAACCUCUCGCUCUCUCCUCUUGGUAAGUAUUUUCCCACUGACUCCUGCCCGUUCGUGUUCAAUUAUACCGUAG